Camellia sinensis is the source of this 2431-nucleotide messenger RNA. Its product is annotated as NADP-dependent malic enzyme. Gene Ontology annotation, molecular function: NAD binding; malate dehydrogenase (decarboxylating) (NADP+) activity. Lineage: Eukaryota; Viridiplantae; Streptophyta; Magnoliopsida; Ericales; Theaceae. Gene Ontology annotation, cellular component: chloroplast. Gene Ontology annotation, biological process: malate metabolic process; pyruvate metabolic process. The record is from RefSeq and is a predicted model, not a curated record.
GCCAUCUCUCUCUCUCUCUGGUAGACGCGACUAGGAGGAAACAGAGAGGAGGGUGGGAGAGACUAUAAAGAAGAGCUGCCCCAAGACUCUUUCUCUCUUUAUUUCCUCUCUCUCUCUCUCUCUACACACACACGGGGCUGAAACGGGCAAAUCGAAAGAUUCAGUGAUUUCCAGACCUGUUUAGCCAUGAUCUCGUUGAAUGGAACCAGUUUUAUGAACAACUCGCUCUCUGGAGUCUCGAGAAGUUUAUCUCAUUCACAGAGACGAGUCCAUGUACCUGUGGUUGUGGCGGCUUUGAGCUCCAAUGGCCGACCAGGAGAGAGAAACGCGACCCUGUUAAUGGAGACUACUCUGAAGGAGAUGAGAGAUGGGUCUUCGGCGAUCGAGGUGGACCCCAAAUCCACCGUCGGCGGUGGAGUUGAUGACGUGUACGGCGAGGAUAGAGCCACCGAGGAUCAGUCUAUCACACCUUGGACUGUCUCUGUUGCUAGUGGGUAUUCAUUAUUGCGGGAUCCACACCACAACAAAGGGCUCGCCUUCUCUGAGAAAGAGAGGGAUGCCCAUUACCUGCGUGGUCUUCUUCCCCCAGUCGUCGUUGCCCAAAAUCUUCAGAUCAAGAAAUUGAUGCACAAUAUCCGCCAGUAUCAAGUCCCACUGCAGAGGUACAUGGCCAUGAUGGAUAUCCAGGAGAUGAAUGAAAGGCUGUUCUACAAGCUCCUCAUUGAAAAUGUUGAGGAGCUGCUCCCAGUUGUCUACACUCCCACCGUUGGUGAAGCAUGUCAAAAAUACGGGAGCAUCUUCAGGCGUCCUCAGGGUCUUUUUAUCAGUUUGAAAGAAAAAGGGAAAAUUCUUGAGGUACUGAAGAAUUGGCCUCAAAGGAAAAUUCAGGUUAUUGUUGUCACUGACGGGGAGAGGAUUUUGGGUCUUGGGGAUCUUGGCUGUCAGGGGAUGGGGAUACCUGUCGGGAAGCUUUCUUUGUAUACAGCACUUGGAGGGAUUCGUCCAUCAGCUUGCUUGCCUAUAACCAUUGAUGUGGGAACAAACAAUGAGAACUUGUUAAACGAUGAGUUUUACAUUGGUCUCAGACAAAGGAGGGCAACUGGGCAGGAAUAUGCCGAACUUCUUCUUGAAUUUAUGAGUGCAGUCAAGCAGAUCUAUGGUGAGAAAGUUCUCAUUCAGUUUGAAGACUUUGCGAACCAUAAUGCUUUUGAUCUGCUUGCGAAGUAUGGCAGUACACAUCUUGUUUUUAAUGAUGACAUACAGGGGACAGCAUCUGUGGUCCUUGCAGGGCUUAUCUCGGCACUAAAGGUUGUUGGGGGAUCCUUAGCUGAUCAUAGAUUUCUAUUCCUUGGAGCCGGAGAGGCUGGCACUGGGAUCGCAGAACUUAUAGCGCUUGAGAUCUCAAAACAGACUGGUGUCCCGUUAGAAGAAAGCAGAAAGAAGGUUUGGCUUGUUGACUCCAAGGGGUUAAUUGUUAGCUCCCGCAUGGAAUCGCUUCAACAUUUCAAGAAACCCUGGGCCCAUGAACACGAACCUGUUAAAGAACUUAUUGACGCUAUUAAGGCAAUCAAGCCAACGGUGUUGAUAGGAUCAUCAGGAGCAGGAAGUACAUUUACUAAAGAAGUAGUUGAGACUAUGACAUCCUUAAAUGAGAAACCUGUUAUUCUUGCUCUCUCCAAUCCGACUUCACAAUCUGAAUGUACUGCCGAAGAAGCUUAUACAUGGAGCAAGGGUCGUGCCAUUUUCGCAAGUGGGAGCCCAUUUGGCCCGGUUGAAUAUGAUGGGAAAGUUCAUUUGUCUGGCCAGGCAAAUAAUGCAUAUAUUUUCCCUGGGCUUGGUUUGGGUUUGAUAAUCUCUGGUGCAAUCCGUGUUCAUGAUGACAUGCUUCUUGUGGCUUCGGAAGCUCUAGCAGCUCAGGUAACUCAGGAGAACUUCGACAAGGGGCUCAUAUUCCCGCCAUUCACCAACAUCAGAAAGAUUUCUGCUCACAUUGCCGCCAGGGUGGCUGCUAAAGCUUAUGAACUCGGUUUGGCUACUCAUCUCCCGCAACCAGAAAAUCUGGUUGCAUAUGCAGAGAGCUGCAUGUAUAGCCCUAAUUAUCGAAGCUACCGGUGAUUUCAGUGGACAGUUCUCGAGUUCUGUCACUACAACGGGCUAUCAUUAUAAUGUUGUUGUCAAUUUUCAUUUUGGUUUUCCAUUUUUUGUUUUAUUUUAUUUUAUUUUUAAUUUUUUUUUCUUGGUUUCUUGAAAAAAAAUUCAUUUUCUUGGAACUUGUUAGUUGGAUGUUACUGGGUAGGUAGGAAAACCAUGUGGAAGUUUGUUAGUCAGGUCAUUAAAAGGUUAAAUUUAGCUUCACAAAAUGUUGUGUACUAUUUAAAAUUAUACAAAAAACACCUACCAAGAAAAAAAUAAUUAUAAAUGAAUUUAAAUA